UUUUUUAACUAUGCACAGAAACUCCAUUCUUUGUGGACAAGAACCACCAGGAACAACAGGUUAAUAAUGUGACUAAUAAGAACGAUAUCCAGGAUAUAGUUGAAACAGAUCUGAACGACAACUUACCGCAAACAGAGAGAGGUAUGGAGAUUGACAGUGUACUAAGCACAUUGGGAGAUAUUUCAUUCAACGACAAACUAACUCCAGAAAAUUUUGAAGAAUUCCUAGAUAUUCUAGAGAAAAUUUUGGAUGAUUGCAAGAAGUUUAAUAUUUCACUUCCAAUGACGGUUAUUUUGACGACAAUUGACAACCUCCUAGCUGAGAAUCACACAGCUGCAUGGAAGAAUAUUUCCACUGAACAGUUAAGUAGACGAGUAAGUAAAAUCUUCAGAUUUGUAGACAAGUUCGGCUUACUUGUCUUAGAGACCAUCAGCGAAAACGAAAGCAUCACCUCUAGCACAACCAAGAAUAUAGUUUUCAAGGCUGCAAAACUUCUGGCAAAUGAUACUAUAAAAUUCAAGGCAAACAACAACACCGUAGGUUCAACACUGGUGCUUCCAGCACAGGCGUAUGGAUUUCCUCAAAGUUUGCCUUAUCUUGCGGUGAAUUACAAAACUUUAGGAAACCUAAUUAACAUCAUCAAGGGACAUGAAGAAAAUUCAGGAUACAGAAUUUCCUCUGAUAUCAUGACAUUAACACUUAAUAAAAGUUUACCUGACAGAUCACUAGAUCCUCCACUGCAUUUAAAAUUCUUGAAACAGGAAGAUUUCAAUUCUAUCCCCGAAUGUGUAUUUUGGGAUUUUCACUUAAAUGCUGGCGGGUGGUCAACUAAUGGAUGUGAAUUACAAUCUGAAAAUCAUCCUUACAUUCAUUGUAAAUGCAACCACUUGACAAAUUUUGCAGUACUGGUGCGACCAUAUUCAAGGGCACAAGACGAAGAGGAGGUGUUGAGUUGGAUAUCUAUCAUUGGUUGCGCGAUAUCUGUGUUUCUCUCGUUUCUUACGGCAAUCAUUUACACCGUUUUCUGGAAGCAAAUCUAUUACAUGUGA
Messenger RNA from Saccostrea cuccullata (small rock oyster), 1049 nucleotides. Its product is annotated as adhesion G-protein coupled receptor F1-like. Gene Ontology annotation, biological process: adenylate cyclase-activating G protein-coupled receptor signaling pathway. Gene Ontology annotation, molecular function: G protein-coupled receptor activity. NCBI's taxonomy places the organism in Eukaryota, Metazoa, Mollusca, Bivalvia, Ostreida, Ostreidae. The record is from RefSeq and is a predicted model, not a curated record. The coding region runs from base 144 to 1049 and encodes 301 amino acids. The transcript is spliced from 11 exons.